CUUAGUGAAAUGAUUAUUCAUGUCAUUAAACAUUUCUCAAAUAUCCAGAAGAAAUAAGGCACCAUAAAAGUUAUCUCGAAUUUAGCCAUGUUCUCUAUCGCAGUUAGUUUAUUUUCUAGGAUGAAAAGCGAUAAUGGUUCAUGAAGAGGCCCUUUUGUUCAGGCCAGGCGGAGUUUCUCAAGAACCAGAUGUCACUUGGCUUUUAAAGGUUAGAUGGAUCACUGCCAUUAUUUCAGUCUUCAAACCUAUAGAGUUUGUUUUCGAACUAACAAGUAAUUUUACAUUACAUUUAGCCUCAUUGGAUUGUCUUUUUGCUGUAAAAUAAGAUAUUUAAUGUGUAGGUCUGGAUAAAAUGAUGUAGGCUAGCGUCAUUAUUUAGGCCAGCUCUAAACUGAGUAGCCUAUGAUCAUGUAAGCCUAAUUGCCAGCUACCUCUUAUUAAAUUAAUACAAUGUGGGAUGUAUAGAUGAAUAGAAGUUCGAUGAAUGGGCUAUAGCCUAUAUCUGGACGUGAAACAUGCAUUUAAAACCUGUUCUCAGCUAUUGCUCAAUUGAAGCCUACAUGUUGUGAAUGUGAUGUCAUUCAAGAUCUGUUUCCUGAGUGUUUUUCAUUUCCCUUUCAUUGUAUUUAGAUUAUCAGUAGGCCCUGUAUCUGUUUUGAAGGUGGAGCAAACGGUAGUCUACAGAUACGAAACGGCAAUCCUGUCAAUGAUUAUCUGAAAGGGAAAAAAACGAAUAGCAUUGUUUACGAGUAACAGAAGUAGGCUAUGUAAGCUUAUUGAGGUGCUUCAAAUGCUAAAUCAAUAAAUUAUAUAGCCUAACCAACCACGUUGUAUCAACAUUGGUUAAGUAAUCGUGUAGAAAUUGUGAGCUUUUGUGCAUUAUUGGUCAACAUUUUGCAUAAAACAUUUCCACAGUAGGCCUAGAUAAUUUCCCAAUUAUACAGCCGAUCAUGAUAAAACUUGCAGCUGAACUUUACAGCUAAACAAGAAUUUCCAUGGCUCAUUCAAAAAUUUCCACACCUUGUAAACUAGGUAAUUGUUCUCUUUACACUUAUCUGUUGUCAUUCAUGCCCCUUCUCAAACUUUUGCAGUUUACCUGUAGGCCUAAACUCUAAAUGUGAAUGAAUGGGUAUUUCAGUUUUAGUGCUGGUUGUAUCUCUGUUACCCUAAUGAUUAUUAUCAUUAACCUCACCAACGUUAUAAUUAUUUGACACAUACUUGUAUAUCAGAUUGAUGGACGUUUGUGACAGAAGUGUUUUCUCAUGCAAAUAGAAUGGGUUUGAUAGACGACUGCAACGCCCAGACAAACUUCUGUAGGUCUCUUCCUAUUGGUGCUCGGUGGGUCACAUGACAUGUCACUAAGGUGAUAUGAGCUUGGUAGGAACUUUUUCAGCUUUGACAUACGGCCCAGAGGUUGUAGGGCACGCGGAACAGCCAUUAACGAGGACAGAUCCAUUGCCAUCAAUUCUGCCUGAACAACCCAAGAAUGAACUCCUACCUUGAUUACACGAUUUACAACCGCGGGACAAACGCCUUCGGUUCCAGGGUUGGAUGCCACCCAAUGGACCAGGGAUGCAUGCCCUCUUUAUCUCCAGGCUCUUGUGCAACCAGUGAUAGUUACAGUACCGAGGGACGGCUCGCCAUAGGUGCGAAUCCUGCCUCGGCGUUACAUCAGCACCAAGGCACGACCUUCUCACAUCACCAGCACACACCGCACCACGUGAACCUGGGUCUUCAAGUGGUUUCGAGUGGGAACCCUACUUACAGCGCACAGGUUUGUCCGAACGUAGACUAUGGACACCAUCAAUACGUUUUGGGUCAGGAGCAGGAACUAAUGUUCUCCACAUCUGAAUUCUCCAUUCCAAACAUGGGAGCAAACGUUGGCUCUUACGCCCAGGGCGCCCCUGGGCCAGUGCCUAGUAGUCAAUAUCAGACAACUCGGUGUGGAGAGCAGGACCCAUCGCAAGGAUAUAACAACAUUUACUCCAAAUAUUCGCCUACCCAAAACAAUGACAGUAACGUGAAUUGUAACUCAGAACAAACUCAGUUCGGGAAAACUUUCGAUUGGAUGAAAGUUAAGAGAAACCCACCAAAAACAGUUAAAGUCACUGACUACGGAAUCCACGGACAACAGAACAUCAUCCGGACCAAUUUUACUACAAAGCAACUGACCGAGCUGGAGAAGGAAUUUCACUUCAACAAGUACCUGACGAGGGCCCGCAGAGUGGAGGUGGCUGCCUCUUUGGAUCUCAACGAAACACAGGUCAAAAUCUGGUUCCAGAAUAGAAGGAUGAAGCAGAAAAAGCGUGAGAAAGAAAGCAGGCCCUCUGUCGCCCUUGUGAAAAGGGGCUCCGCCAGCGACACGGGAAACAACACGGAUAACUCAACCACUUCGUCCCCAAGUGGGUCACCAAGCUCGGACACAUCACUUCUAAGCUGAUUUAUGCAAGUAACGUUAGAGCAUAUGGAUAUUUAUAUUAACUUCAUAGAAGUAAAGCCUUCGGACUUGACUUUUACCUUCGGCCCUAUUGGAGAGGAAGCGGGUUUUAAGUGCACAUUUGUCAGAUGCACUUUAGUGUCUGAAGUUGUGGAAAUGAGGCUCCCAUUGAUGCUAAAUACAGAUUGCACAUUAUGUUUACCAUGUAACAUUGUUGUUUACUUGGUUGUGGACUCUACAUUGUUACACUAUUGCAAUGCUCAGUGAGAAAGUUUGCACUAGGCUACAUGCUGUAUUUGUGUGUGUGUGUGUGUGUGUGUGUGUGUGUGUGUGUGCAUGUACGCAUGCAUGUACAGAUGUGUGUUUGAGAAUGAGAUGGAGAGUCUGUGUAAUCAUACACAUGUUCAAGUGACCAAACUCCAAAUGAAUUUUAUAUAAAAAAGACUUGUAAAUAAAUUGUAUU
Alosa alosa (allis shad) is the source of this 2900-nucleotide messenger RNA. RefSeq names its product homeobox B1b (gene hoxb1b). Gene Ontology annotation, molecular function: RNA polymerase II cis-regulatory region sequence-specific DNA binding; DNA-binding transcription factor activity, RNA polymerase II-specific. The record is from RefSeq and is a predicted model, not a curated record. Gene Ontology annotation, cellular component: nucleus. NCBI's taxonomy places the organism in Eukaryota, Metazoa, Chordata, Actinopteri, Clupeiformes, Clupeidae. Gene Ontology annotation, biological process: regulation of transcription by RNA polymerase II.